Messenger RNA from Verticillium nonalfalfae, 216 nucleotides. RefSeq lists its product as uncharacterized. The coding region runs from base 1 to 216 and encodes 71 amino acids. Lineage: Eukaryota; Fungi; Ascomycota; Sordariomycetes; Glomerellales; Plectosphaerellaceae. Gene Ontology annotation, molecular function: endopeptidase inhibitor activity. The transcript is spliced from 4 exons. The record is from RefSeq and is a predicted model, not a curated record. Gene Ontology annotation, biological process: vacuole fusion, non-autophagic.
AUGCCUUCCUACAUUGUUACGUGCAAGCAGGAUGCGACCGACGACCAGGUCAAGUCCGUGAAGGAGCACGCCGCGAACCAGGGCGGCAAGAUCACGCACGAGUACAACCUGAUCAAGGGUUUCGCUGUCAUAUUUGACGAAGACGCUGUUCAGACCCUUGAGGCACACGAGCACGUCGAACAGGUCGAGGUGGAUGGCGAGAUGAAGAUUCAGUAG